Molecule: messenger RNA, 3222 nt
Organism: Ostreobium quekettii
Lineage: Eukaryota; Viridiplantae; Chlorophyta; Ulvophyceae; Bryopsidales; Ostreobiaceae
Source: the annotation of a GenBank genome assembly
AUGAGCGUCGACCCUGUCAGCGUCCUGUCCGACCCGUCGCUCCUGGCGGGCCUCGCAAAGGAGUACGCCAGCCUCAAGGCAUCCAAAGCAUCCGUAGACUACGUCCAGUGGGUCAGGGGGAAGCUCGUGGAGGCCACAGGACAAGCGCAAGGGAGCCACAGUGGAGAAGACCAUCCCGUGGAGACAAGAGAUUGUGGACAGCAGGUGGAGCUGGAGAUGGAGUCACACAACACUCCAGUAUACAGGCCGUCAGACUACUGUGGCGAUCUUCUGGGUGACAGAUGGCAGUGCCCAGUAGGAGAGGAGGCAUUACAGACCAGCGGGCAAGAAGCAAACAUUGGCGAGGAGCUGACUGGCUUCACACCAGUGUUCUUCACCCAUCCUGUUGAGGAGCAGAUCCCUGUGUCAGGCAGUACAACAACCUUGGCAACUCAACGAGGGAGUAGUGGUGGGUUUUCAAGCAAACUGCUGGCACCAAAGUUGGGGCAGAGCAAGGGAGCAGAAGAUGAUGGCCUGUUUGCAAGGGCAUUGCCGCAAGCCAACACAAGCUUUGCAAGGCAGCCAGAGGCAUACGUUGAUUGCAGCAGAGGGGUUGAUUUGCCAAGGGAUGGCUGGGGACGCCCCCUCUCACUCCAGGAACGCCCUGAAUGGGUCAGCCCAGCCAGCCCACGAGUGAAAUCCCACUCUGCCAAUGGCGCGCCUAUGAACAUCACUGAUACCGACACCGCCCAGAGGCUGGCAGCAGCCAAGGCACUCGCAAGACUGAGAAUGGAGACGGCAUUGCCAGACGCCCUGUAUGAGGGCGAUCACAGUGCGGAUGGAUCAGGGGGGCCAAAGUGCCGCCAUCCCCCUGAGAUGGCUGCGGCUAUGAGGGGCUGUGAUAUUUGCAGUGCCUACAGUGGGGGAGGCAUGGUCAGGGACCUGGCCGCAAAGACAUUGAGCUUGGAGGAAGUUGUGCAAUGGCAGUCGCAGCAGAUCAGUGACCAGGCACGAGCCUUGAGUCGGUUGGCGUCAAAGCUUGGCUCACAGGGGGAGGAGGUGCCCGCGGUUGGUUGUGGAGAGGUUCGUUUAUGCCUGAAUGCGCAGAACGUCGGCGAUGGCAGGGCAGUGGCCGAUACUGCAUCCAAGAGCCAGAGAACAUGCGAAGUGAAAACUGCAGGAGGAAUGUUUGCACCAAGCCUUCAUCCUGGCCACAGACAUGAGGGUGGGGCCUCUUCGCUGGAUGCAGUACCAGUGGAGGCAGUGUCUUUCAGAGAUCAGUGCCCCAUCCCUGAUAAGUCUUGUAACAACCAGAUUUUGGCAGAGGGCGCAGAAGAUGGUGGAUUGACAAGGCAACAAUCUGGCUGCACUAGCGACAGUUUCAGGAAACCUGCUGAGCCAAAGAAUGCACAAGAAGAGGGGACAGAUAUCCAGCUUCAGGAUACACAUGUCCAGUUGAAGACACGCGAUGUCGAUCGACACACUUCUGAACCCACUGCUGGGCAACAAGAUGGAGCAGCCACCCUGACUGCUGAUUCUUUAAGGUCUUUGCAAGAAAAUAGGGCAGUGGAGUUGGGCACUGGCCUGCUGUCAGCAAGGACAGGCAUCAUCCCAUUGAAAUACGGGCCUGGCCCUUCUUCUGAACUCUGGCAUCUGUUGAAGAUGGCAAGCAGUGGUGGCGUGCUUGGCCAGACGGUUGUGAAAGAUGCCCUCAGGGCCGCAUUGAAGAAUUGGGUCAGGGGAUGCAGAAAGGCAGGGGGACUGGAUGGAGAGGCGAUUGUGAGGCUGGGCGAGGUGUUUGCCGUGCUUGGGGGCCAUCUAGCACAUACCCAGCUGUCCUGCAGCCCAAACGACAGUGGAGCACUUCCCCAACAAUCAGGAAAUUGUGUGGGCAAGCCCAGUGACCAUUCGAUCCACAGGCAGCCGCAAGGGCUAAAGAGCACAACGCCACUUGUGGUGGCCCGGGGACAGCAAACAGUAUUUGAGUGGGAUAUGCACGAGCACCAGCCAAGUGGCACUGCUUCACCAAAAAAAAGGCAGCGUCGUCAGCGUGGGCUUCCGCCGUGGGAUGACAGCACCAUUAUUGACAAUCGCAUUACACAGAGUAGAAAUGCUCCCCGUGGAGCAACAUGGCGAGGCAAAGUGCCUGGACAUCUGGACAAGGGCCGCCGAACAAUUGGGAGUAGCACAAACCACAAGAAUUCAACCCGGCUUGCAAGUAUCCCAUUUUCCAGGCGAUCUCUGAACCGCCGGGGCAGAUUGGAAGGCACUGGAAACCAGGGGCGUCAGCAGCCCAUAGCAGACCCGCGAGCUCGGGGCGAUGGGGAAGCUCCCUUCGAUUUCCUUGGCAGAUGGCUGGUAGGCAUGGAAAAGCAAAUGGGGGAUUGGAUGAAGAUGAUGGAAGCCAAGAUGCAGCUGGGUGGUGGUGGGAUGUUCUCCCGAUCCUGGGGAGGGAUGAGCGGCGGUGGUGGCGGUGUUGUGGAAAGUGAUGGCGUCUUGGGCAUUGGGAGUUCAGAUUGUGGCAAUGGGGAGGAGACAAGGCCGCACAGCAUUCGUGAUGGGAGUCGGGUGGAUGACAUGUCGAUGCUUGACAGUGCAGAUGGCCAAGACACUGCUGAAAUGCAGGUGUAUCCAAGUCGUCUCAGGGAUGCCAGGCGCAAUCGGAUGUCUCACGAUAGGCCACAAGGCAAACCUGGAUCCGGCAAGGACUCUUGCAGAGGCACCAGUGGUUUGGAAAGGCAGAAGUAUGUCGCUAGCUCUCCAUUACGCCACGAUGCCCGUGGCACAACGCUCAAGACGCAUAGCGCCGUUGGCCCCAGCAUGGGUCCCAGCAGCCAGCACUUUCAAUCAGGUGAUCGGUUACCUUCAACAGGAGGCGUUGGUCAGAUGGGGGAUGGUGAUGGAGCCCUUCAGCACAGCCCAAAAGAAGGGUCAGUGAUGCACGUCUUGCAUAAUCGCGCUGGUGGUUGGACCAGACAUAGCGACGGGAGCCCGUUGGAGGCAGUGGCAGCUUACGAAGACCUGGUGGAGAGGGUGGUGCGCGGGCGUGAUGAGUAUGUUUCAAUGCAGCAGGAGGCUGAUCGACUGCACGGUGGAAUUAAACUGUCCAAGGUGCAGGUCGCGGAAACGGUUGCGGAUCUCAUAUUGGAUGAUCUCUUGGACGGCCACGCGCAUGAGCUGCACGAGCUGUGUGGCAAUGUCUGCGAGGGUCUGUUUGAUGGAGAAUUCCGCGCGCCCAAAUGA